Messenger RNA from Theobroma umbraticum, 760 nucleotides. Its product is annotated as CASP-like protein 4D1. The record is from RefSeq and is a predicted model, not a curated record. NCBI's taxonomy places the organism in Eukaryota, Viridiplantae, Streptophyta, Magnoliopsida, Malvales, Malvaceae.
AUGGCGUCAAAGGCUAUGGCAACUGCAACCGUUCUAUUGAGAAUUUCCACUACUUUAUUCGCAGCCGGAUGUGUGGUGGUUCUGAUACUGGACAAGGCCACAGAUGUUGAUGGCAGCAAAGUAACAUUCAAGAAUGUCAUUGCCUACAGGUAUGUGCUGGCCACCGCUGUUGUUGGAGCGGCCUAUUCCAUGUUACAGUCCCCUUUCGCCAUAUACUAUGCUUGCACUGAAAAAAGGCUCAUUCGCGGAGGUUUCUUGCCAGCCUUUGACUUUUAUGGGGACAAGGUGAUGGCCUUUCUUCUGGCCACGGGUGUCGGUGCUGGUUUCUUGGUCACUGUGGAGCUGAAAGAAUUUCUGGGUGAUUUGUUCCAUGAAUUUGGGGCAGAUUUGAAAGAUUCUCCGUUUGAAAGUUUCUUCAACAAGGGAUAUCUGGCGGCGGGUCUUCUGGCAGGAGCAUUCUUAUCCAUGGCUGUUCUUUCAGUUUUUUCCUCUCUCCACCGAACCACCAUCGGCGGCAAAGGUUUCUUCCGAUGAGAUUUUAUCAAAUAUUUCUUCUUUCAACUCGUUAUCGUGAACAACUGCCUUCCUUCUAUUUAUUUACUAUUUUUGGGUCAAAAUAAAAUAAAAAUAAGAUAUAUGUCCGGCGCUUUGUAAUACUAGCUAGUUAGUUUCCCCUGCCCCGUCUUUCCUCGAGCAAACAUUGUAGCAUUGCAGCAUUAUUGCAUAAAAGUAAAUGGAGUGCUACUAUUUUUGGAUUAAA